GUAUUCGGGUGAGCUUGACGCAGGCGCAGAGCUGUUUUAAGCUGCAGCAGCUGAGCAGCAGAGACUGAACCUCCUGCAACAAAAGAGACACAAACGAAUAAAGAAGAGAAACACGCGAAAGGUUUCAUCUCUGAUCACCGGAAACACACAGAUUGAAUCAUGAUGGAGAAAUCAAACAGCCAAUAUGACUCCUUCCUGUACUGGAGGCAGCCAAUCCCGUCACUCGACCUGUCAGAGCUGGAGGACCUGGGAUUGACUGACAGACAGCCGACCAAUAGCAGCAAAGGAAAAGACAAGUCGUCCUCGCUGAGGGGUCAAGACGAGGAGGUUGGUCUGUCUGAGUUUUCGUCCUUCAACUAUUGGAGAGCUCCGCUUGCCGAUGUGGACGCUCUGCUGGCUGACCUCAACCUGCUGCUGUGAGACCCAGACUCACCUGGAAUCAUCUGACCUUUGACCCCUAAUCAACCUGACCUUUGACCCCUAAUCAGCCUGACACCGAUCAGUCUGCAUAGAGCUUUGUUUUCACGAGUCUUCAUGGAGACUGAUCCUGGUUCAGGUUUAGAUUGUAGUCCCUCUGAGUCCAGCUCAGUCUGUCUGUAUCCAUGACGAUGAUCAUCACCUCAUCAAUCAUUCUGAUCAUUUCACGAGAACCCACCAAAUCACUGACACACACUAAUUUAUACCCGACUUUAAAGACAAAAGAAUGCUGAAACGUACCAAGGUCAGUGAACGCAACGUCUGCAGUGAGUCACAUUAUUUUGUUACUCCUAACCCUCGACCUCACCUGUCAGUUUAAUCCAGAUCAAUCCUGAACCUGGAUACAGAGUGUGUUUACCCGAGUCCUGAUCCAGAUCAUACACCUUAAUCCUGAUCCAGACCAUACACCUUAAUCCUGAUCCAGAUCUUACACCUGAGUCCUGAUCCAGACCAUACACCUUAGUCCUGAUCCAGACCAUACACCUUAAUCCUGAUCCAGAUCUUACACCUGAGUCCUGAUCCAGACCAUACACCUUAGUCCUGAUCCAGACCAUACACCUGAGUCCUGAUCCAGAUCAAGCCCCCGAUGUUCCAGUUUGAUGAAACAGAUUGCUUCACGUUAUGUGAAGGAACACUGAUUUGUUUGUCUCAUUAACACUCAUUAUUUAUUUAUUUAUUUAUUUAUAAGAGAAGAAAUAUUUUAUUUAUCCAUCUGUGCCUUUUUGUUCGUCUCACUUGAUUAUUCAUGUUUCCAUUUAUUUCUCAUGUCGCUGAGCUAGUCUCAAACUGGAGCCACACGAGGACGAAAGACGUCCACCUCGUCCUGUCAGAAUGUAAAGUACACCUGUAUACACACCUUUACCUGUGUACACCUGUGCACACUUGUUUACUUGUGUACACCCAUUUACCUGUGUACACGUUACCUGUGUACACCUGUCAAAAUGUGCACCUGCCAACAAGAAAAUAAAGUGGUUGAUAUUGA
Labrus bergylta (ballan wrasse) is the source of this 1459-nucleotide messenger RNA. NCBI's taxonomy places the organism in Eukaryota, Metazoa, Chordata, Actinopteri, Labriformes, Labridae. The record is from RefSeq and is a predicted model, not a curated record.